Molecule: messenger RNA, 1567 nt
Organism: Zea mays
Lineage: Eukaryota; Viridiplantae; Streptophyta; Magnoliopsida; Poales; Poaceae
Product: DCD (Development and Cell Death) domain protein
Exons: 4
Coding region: 113-1210 (365 amino acids)
Biological process (GO): response to endoplasmic reticulum stress
Source: RefSeq, marked predicted
CAAGCUCUGCUCCUCCUUUUCCACUGCUCUGCGUCUGCGUCUGCGUCUGCACUGCUUCGCGUCUCCCUCCCCCCGCCUCCGCCCCCGCCCCGGCAAAAAGCAAAACACGGCCAUGGAAGGCUACGACCGCGAGUUCUACCAGUUCAGCGACCAGCUGCGCCUGCAGACGGCCGCCUUCUCGGGCCUCUCCCUCGGCGACUCCAUCUGGUCCCCCGCCGGCCGGCGCAACAACAGCAACGACGUCCUCUUCGCCGCCUCCGCGUCGCCCGCCGACGCCGCCGCCAAGAGCAACGCCGUCGUCGGGCUCAAGCUCAACGACGGAGGGCCCGGCCUCAUCGGCUCCGGGAAGCUGGCCUUCGGCGGCGGCGCCGGAGGCGGCGGCACCAACAAGGCCGACCGCUACAACAACAACAACCUCCCCAACACCGACAACAAGACCGUGUACAACACCAGCAGCAGCAGCUUCAUGGGCAACGGCAGCAGCUACGCCAAGAACAACAACAACAACGCCGACAUGCUGGCGUUCGACAAGAUGGGGAGCUACGGCUACAACGGCGGCGGUAAUACCAACAACAACAGCAACGGCGUGGAGGUGAAGAGCUACUUCAACAAGUCCGCCGGGAGGGCGGCGAGCAACAACAACAACAACAACAACAGCCACGCCGGCGGCGGCAACAAGAAGGGCGGCGCCGGGGAGUACGGCAGGAAGAAGCACGCCAAGAGCGAGGGCGCGGCGGCGGCCACGGACAAGCAGCGGUUCAAGACGCUGCCGGCGUCGGAGGCGCUGCCGCGGGGCCAGGCCAUCGGCGGGUACAUCUUCGUCUGCAACAACGACACUAUGGACGAGAACCUCAGGAGGGAGCUGUUCGGGCUGCCGUCCAGGUACAGGGACUCUGUGCGUGCUAUCCGCCCGGGACUGCCCCUCUUCCUCUACAACUACUCCACGCACCAGCUCCACGGCAUCUUCGAGGCCGCGAGCUUCGGCGGGACCAACAUCGACCCGACGGCGUGGGAGGACAAGAAGUGCCCCGGCGAGUCGCGCUUUCCUGCGCAGGUGCGGGUGGCAACGCGGAAGAUCUACGACCCGCUGGAGGAGGACGCCUUCCGCCCCAUCCUGCACCACUACGACGGGCCCAAGUUCCGGCUCGAGCUCUCCGUCACCGAGGCCCUCGCCCUCCUCGACAUCUUCGCCGACAAGGACGACGCCUGAUCCCCAUCGGAUCUGUCGUCGGGCCACUCGAAGCUCGGAUGCACGAAUGAAUGAACAAACAAUAAUAACGAAUGGAUGUGCAUGUAUAUCGUCAUGCGCAUGUCCCACGACGAGACGGGAGUAUACCACGGUGUAGUAGUAUUAUAUUAAUACGUAAUUAAUAUAGUAUGUCCACCUUUGUUUGAUACUACUAAGGGCUAUGUAUUGAGGCACGCGUCCCAUUGUUUUGUUUUUAUAACACUUGUGCGAUGGUUGCAGAGGACUAGCCCUCUUUUUUUUUGGUAAGAUGUCUGUAUUAUUAUUAUUAUUCGGGUUCCACUGACAUGGAUAAAAACCAUCUGUGAAAUAGUUUGCUCU